UUUGAGAUGGCUUCAAAGGAUCUCCUCCUCCUCUCCCUCAACCUCCUCUUCUUCACUCUAGUGAGUUCUAAUUAUGGCCCAUGCCCACCACCACCACCAAAAACUCCCAAGCACCACCACAAGCGCCCAUCUCCACCCGCUAUGGCCACUUGUCCUAGAGACACCCUAAAGUUGGGUGUUUGUGGUAACUUGCUUGAUGAUUUGGUGCACCUUGUCAUCGGAACCCCGCCCAAGACUCCAUGCUGCACCCAAAUUCAGGAUCUUGCUGAUCUUGAGGCUGCUGUUUGCCUUUGCACCGCCAUUAAAGGUAAUGUGUUGGGGAUUAACCUCAAUGUUCCUACUUCAUUGAGCGAGCUGCUGAAUUGCUGUGGAAAGAAUGUCCCAAGUGACUUCCAAUGUGCUUAA
This is a messenger RNA of Camellia sinensis, 405 nucleotides long. Lineage: Eukaryota; Viridiplantae; Streptophyta; Magnoliopsida; Ericales; Theaceae. The record is from RefSeq and is a predicted model, not a curated record.